ACCACACAGUGGAUGUUCGGCUUUACGCGCAGCGCAGCGUGGAUUUGUUUCGCCCCCCGUCCGAACUGAACAUGCCCAGAGGCUUCCUGGUGAAGCGCAGCCGGAAGCCCGGCCCGGCGUCCUACCGGGUCCUGUCCCGGGAGGAGGACGCGCGAGGAGCCGCCGCCGAUGCGCCGCCACCGCAGCAAUUCUCCAUGCCGAGCCGCGCGCACACCUGCAGGGCGGCGGCCGCUGCCCCGGAACCGGACCCUACCGGCAAGCAGGUACAGUUCGGAAACCCGGAGACGGUGUACCGGGUUCUCUACAGCCCGACCCGGCCCGUCAGCCGGGACAUUAAGGGCUCCCCGGAGCGGCGCUGCAGCCUCGGAUCCCCGGCCUCAGCGGAGUCCUUCCCCGCACUGGAGCACCUGUUCGGCCCGGCGGAUCUGAAGGCCAGCGUGGCGGCCGCCGGGGCGCUCCUCGCCGCGGGCGCCAAGCAGCCGACGGGCGAUGCAGAGCGCCGGGGCAAAGCUGCCAGCUCCAAGAGCACCAAAGCCUUCCGGAAGCUGCAUUUUGAGGAUGACGUCACCACGUCCCCGGUCCUGGGGCUCAAGAUCAAAGAGGCUCCAGUGGAGCUGAGGCCGGCGGCGGGAGAGCGCCACCCGCCGGGGGGGCUGGUGUGCCAGCUGUGCCGGGAAGCCUACCCGGACCCGUUCUCCCUAGCGGAGCACCGCUGCUCCAGGAUCGUCCGGGUCGAGUACCGCUGCCUGGACUGCGACAAGGUGUUCAGCUGCCCGGCCAACCUGGCCUCCCACCGCCGCUGGCACAAACCCAAGCCGCCCGGCGAGCCGCACGGCGAGCCGCCCGCGCCCCCCAAAGACAGCAGCGACCGAGACUCCUCCAGUCCCGAACCCUCCGAGUCCGGUUCCGAGGACGGGCUGUACGACUGCCCGCGGUGCGGGAAGCGCUUCAAGCGCCAAGCGUACCUGCGGAAGCACCUGGCGGGUCACCGCGCAGAGCUGCGUCCGCUCGACCUGAGCGCGUCUCCCAGCCACGCGUGUCCGGUGUGCGGGGAGCGCUUCAGCAGCAGCGGGGGCAGAGAGCGCCACCUGCGGCUGCUGCACUCGGCCCAGGUGUUCCCCUGCCAGCACUGCCCCGCCCUGCUGCACAGCUCGCCGGGACUCACCCGACACGUCAACAAGUGUCACCCGUCCGAGAGCCGCCAGGCGAUCCUGCUGCAGGUGCCGCUGCGCCCUGCCUGCUGAGCUCCGGUCCGGUCCGGUCCGGUCCGGUCACUGAGAAGCUGUAAUAGAUCCGUGGAUCAUAGAG
This is a messenger RNA of Poeciliopsis prolifica (blackstripe livebearer), 1308 nucleotides long. RefSeq names its product insulinoma-associated protein 1a-like. Bases 72 to 1244 code for a protein of 390 amino acids. The transcript has a single exon. The record is from RefSeq and is a predicted model, not a curated record. Gene Ontology annotation, cellular component: transcription repressor complex; nucleus. Gene Ontology annotation, molecular function: RNA polymerase II cis-regulatory region sequence-specific DNA binding; DNA-binding transcription repressor activity, RNA polymerase II-specific. Lineage: Eukaryota; Metazoa; Chordata; Actinopteri; Cyprinodontiformes; Poeciliidae. Gene Ontology annotation, biological process: negative regulation of transcription by RNA polymerase II; neuron differentiation; regulation of cell cycle process.